AAGUGACAACAUUAAUCAUUCUUCUUCUUUCUUAUUUUAUUUUAUGUUUUUAAUGUUUUUUUUCUAACUAAAAAUAGUGUUUCCUGGUAUGGACACAGCAACCCAACGUUUUGUGAUGACAAUAAGUAAUACUGUAUCACUCGAGUAACAAUGGGACGUGCCACCCCUCAAACCCAACAACUCUUGCAAGCAUGAAUGAUAGGGAAACGAUGACUUCCUAUGGUUGAACCACACCUCUUGGGUGGUCAUUAAUCAUUCUUGUCGUCAGAGAGGGAAAAAAAGGACUCUGGCAUUGGUCCUUGUUACUAAUGAACAAAUUAAUGGUUGUAACUUGUAAAUUUGUCAGAAAGAUGUCAUAGUUAUGAAGUUCGUUGUGCUUGCUCUGUUUGUUGAUGUUGUUAUUGUUGCUGUUUUAUGUUUUUUGGUUUUUUGAGACUUAUGCUUGUUCUGUUUGAGAGACAGAGGGACAGACGGGUAUCACUCAAUAAAUAGGAGCACAUGAAGAUUUUAAGAAUUGCUAGUGUACAAAAGCACAAGAUUUUUUCUUCGAUCUUUAGUGAGUUUUAGCUUUGAGGGGAGAGAGACUUUAAGGCUCAAGAUCUCUGUCAGAUUGUGAUGUUUCUUGGAGUUAAGUAUAGAAGCAUCUUCUUCCAAGUCAGGUGUGAGUGGACCCUGAUUCUCUUGGUUUCACACAAAGACUAAGCGCAAGUCAUUUUUUAAGUGUGGCCCUUCAUAUCUGACCAUUUUGGCCAGUCAGCUUAUAAGUUGAAAGUGACAACAUAUAUAUCAUUCUUGUCUUCAGGAAAAACGACAAUGGCAAUGGUCCUUGUUACUAGUUAACAAAUUAAUGGCUAGUCGGUGAGAGCGAGAAUGACGCCAUGAGUCCAUAACUAUGACGUGUUUUGUGCCUUUGCUAUUUGUGAGAGAGGAAUCACACAAUAAAUAGGAGGGCAAGAAGGUUUUAAGAAUUGCUAUCAAGUGUAAAAAAGUACAAGAUUUUUUCUUCCAUGAGUGAGUUUUGGCUAUGAGGAGAGAGAGAAUCAAAAGAGUCUUAGCCUUGCUUCGUUGGACAUGAAUUGUGCUGUUUCUUGGAGUUAAGUGUACAAGCAUUUUCUUCCAAAUAAAAUUUGCAGGUUUGGGUCUGAUGCACAAGAGCACAGGAUCCAAGCUGGUUCUGUACCUUGCAAAGGAAAAAGGGACCUGUAAUUCAAAAAAGAUGGCCACGUCAACCACUUCUAGUGAUUCUUUUCAUGAAAAAGAACUUGAAUGCAAAGAAAUUAUCAUUCAGCAACCCCACUGGCGCCCCGAGUGUUGCAUCUACAAGGUCCCCAAGAGACUUCGUGAGGUAAAGAUGGAAGCCUACACUCCAAGGCUAAUUUCAAUAGGUCCCAUUCAUCAUGACAUAGAUGCAUUGAAGGAAAUGGAAAGCCUUAAACAAAAAUAUUUCCAAGAAUUCUUUCAGCGGACCUGGAAAUGCCAGAUGGAAUUUAAAAACAUCGUUCAAAAAAAUGAAGACAAUAUCCGGCAUUGUUAUGCACAAGACAUCUCUCUACCCAAAAAGGAAGUUUUUGUGGAAAUGAUUUUACUGGAUUCUAUCUUUAUCAUUGAGCUCUUCUUAAGGACUGCUACAAGGGAAGAAUGUCAAAAGGAUGAUUAUAUAUUAAGUAAACCAUGGCUAGAUGAAGGAAUAAAGCAUGACUUGAUAUUACUUGAGAAUCAGCUUCCAUUUUUCAUUCUUGAUGAGUUACAUCAUCACAUUGGAAGGUCUACAGGCAUUCAUGAAUCAUUUCUUAAACUUGCCUGUACUUACUUUUUUCCCAGAGAAAAGAAAAUACCGAUUGAGAAGGAAGUAAAACAUUUCACUGAUUUGCAGAGAGAUUUCUACUAUCCACCCAACUUGAAAACUGGAAGCAUUAUUGAACAUCUACAUAGUGCAACAAAGUUGGACACGGCAGGAUUGAAAUUCCAGGUGUUUAAGGAAGAUCAAGCAGAAAGAUUUUUACUUGACAUUGAAGUCAAGAAGCCAAAUCCCUUAGAAACUUUUCCGAGAUUCAAAUGCUCGUGGCUCGUGCAUUGCUUACCAUGCUUAAAAUGCUUUUGGUGCUUGGACCGUCUGCAAACUAGAUUGGUAGUUCCACGCUUCGUGAUGGAUCACGGAACAGAAGACCUUUUCCGAAACCUCAUGGCCCUCGAGCAGUGUCAUUAUCCAUUCCAAGCUUACAUUUGCAAUUAUAUUGUGCUAUUAGAUUUUCUUAUAAACACUAGAGAAGAUGCGGAAUUGCUUGUUGAGAAAAAGAUUAUUGCUCACUCGUUAGGCAGCUAUAAAGCAGUUGCCCAAAUGGUUAACAAACUUGGCCAAGAAAUUGUGGAAAAAAAUUCAUGUUACCAUGAUGUCGCUGAAGAUCUUAAUGAGCACUAUGGAAACUGGUGGAAUAAAAAUAUGGCAUCCUUGAGAACAAUAUAUUUCCGUGAUGUUUGGAGAGGCACUGCAACUUUUGUUGGAAUUGUAGUCUUGUUUGUAACUGUUGGGAAUUUCGUUAGGCCUUUUGUCUUUCACAAAUAAGUUUCCUUUACUAUGAUACUGUAAUAUCAGUUGGAAAUCUGGCUUUGCCUGUAGUUGUUUUAAAAUUUUAUGAUUAAAUUUAGCUUGUGA
Molecule: messenger RNA, 2653 nt
Organism: Quercus robur (English oak)
Lineage: Eukaryota; Viridiplantae; Streptophyta; Magnoliopsida; Fagales; Fagaceae
Product: UPF0481 protein At3g47200-like
Exons: 4
Coding region: 1145-2563 (472 amino acids)
Source: RefSeq, a predicted model, not a curated record